Drosophila ficusphila is the source of this 4705-nucleotide messenger RNA. RefSeq lists its product as uncharacterized. NCBI's taxonomy places the organism in Eukaryota, Metazoa, Arthropoda, Insecta, Diptera, Drosophilidae. Gene Ontology annotation, biological process: mitotic spindle assembly checkpoint signaling; protein phosphorylation; meiotic sister chromatid cohesion, centromeric. The transcript has 5 exons. The record is from RefSeq and is a predicted model, not a curated record. Bases 113 to 4588 code for a protein of 1491 amino acids. Gene Ontology annotation, molecular function: ATP binding; protein kinase activity.
CCGAACAGAUCAAUUCGUUCAUCUUUAGCAUUUCCUUCGGCGCGAAUUUUUGGUUAACUGCUUAAUAACAAAGAAAAAUCUUUGACCGUGUUUGUGCGCAAAGGACUUCAAAAUGGAUUUUGACAAAGCAAAAGAGAACAUCCAGCCGCUGGCUAGCGGUCGCAAUGUAAGCCUGCUGCAGGCUUCGCUAAGUCAGGACUCGGCUCACGGCAAUGAGAUAUUGGUUCAGCGCAGGCAAAUGGAAGAGGAGGUGCGCACUUAUGCUGGCGACGAUCCCCUUGACCCAUGGUACAAGUACAUCUGCUGGAUCGAACAAAGUUUUCCGGCGGGUGGCAGUGGUUCCGGCCUGCAGGCGGCCAUUCACCAGUGCCUUACCAAAUUCGAGGACGAUGAGCGGUAUAAGCAAGACAGGAGGCUCAUCAAGCUCUUUAUAAAAUUCAUGGAGAAGCAAAAGGAUCAGAUCGAGUGCUUCCAGCAAAUGUACAACCACGGGAUUGGGACAAUGCUAGCCGAUUUCUACAUUGCCUGGGCGUACAGCCUUGAUCUGAGUGGCAACAUGCGCAAGGCUGACGAGAUCUUCCGCUUGGGACUGGAUUGCCGCGCAGAGCCGCUUGAGGAACUUAGGGAGGCGCACCAACAUUUUGGCUACACAGUGGGUCAACGCAUGCUCUACACCACUGGCGACGAGGCCAUCGCUGUUAACCAGGAGCUCAACGAGAGGCGGCUUGCGCUACAGUCACUGCACGGUCGCCGCCAGCGGAGCUCCAACACUAUUAGCGUAGGUAGUCUACGCACCGGAGCGGCGGUCAAGAGUGGCUUGCCAGGCGUGGUUCAGACGGAUGCUCCAAGCUCGAGUGGUUUGCGUAAUGCUGGUCGUAACGUGCAAGUCUUCAACGACGAAAACGCUGAGGAGAAUAUACCGCUGCUUGUGCCCGAGCCGGAGGUAAAGUCAAGCCUUCGUUCGAUCAUAGACGCUGCUCGCGGGCAGGAAAAUAUUAAAGAACCCGUUUCCUGGAACAAAGCGCAUGCAAAACGCCACAAGCAAGGUAAAAUCUUUGGCAGUAACACCUCGCCGAACCUUGGCUUUGACAUACACGUGGACGAACAGGCGCUGCCACCCAUCACCAACUACGAACGUCGCCUGGAACAACCAUUUAGGAUUCCUCCAAACUUUGUGCCUAAGAACAAACCUCAGGAAGCUUGGGUGACGCCAGUUACCAUUGAGGACGAGCCGAACGCAAAAGGACUACCUUGCUACGAUAAAUGUCUGUUUUACCCGCGCCCUAACCUCGAGUUGUCGCCAGAAGAGUACCGCGCCUUCGUCUACCUAAAACGUCGCGAUAUACAGCACCCUUUAGUCCAGCGCAACGACGAGUGGUGGGGCACUGGUGGUAAAGUGCUAAGGGGAGUGCGCUGCUAUCCAAACUUCGCCACCGUUUCCAAGUCGCAGCCGCUCGACGAGCUAGAUAAGUAUUGGAAGCCCCCGGUGGUGCCCGGUCUUCAAAUUGUUUUUGACAAACUUUAUAACGACGAGGAACAGCAAGAGUACCAACCCGAAGAGUUGCUGGCAACCAAGUGGCUGCAAAAGCGCAAUGUCACAGUUCAUGGAGAGUUCGACAUGGAGGAAACGGUCUGCUUGCCCGGAAACAAGAUGCCACGCCGUAAGAGUUUCUUCCCAACAUCCUCCAGGAAAUCCAUGAUGCCACGAAGAGUUUCCACGGUUCAGGAAGAGGAUGAGAAGGUUGAGGAAAAUGCUGCAGUGGAACCCACCUCGACGCUGCCGCCAGCGGCAAGCGCCUCUCAGCCUUCUAUUGAAUCUGAAAUGCCGAAAAUUGAAAUACUUGAGGAUUCUGUCGGAUCGUCAGACGACAGAUUCGCAAUACCAGCGCCUCCUGUACGCAAAAUAGAGAUCUAUGAAGACACAGAAGACCUUCAGCCAACGCACAAACCAAAGCCGUUAAGCACUGGACCGUAUUUCGACGAGGAUGAGACUUGCUCUACGCAAAUGUUUAACAUGUUUAUAAAAUCGCAGGCGGUUAGUACUCCCAAAGGCACACAAAAGCAAGCCCCAUCACGACAAUUUGGAACUGUGCUUAAAGAACUGCCGCCAGUGGAGGAGCCAGCAGCUGCUAUUGCUGUCGAGUCUCCAGUGGAAUCACGCUCUCCCACCUUGCGGAAACAGUUAUCCACCAUACUGGAGACCUCUGAGCAUGGCACUCAGAGCCUGGCAGCUAGCGGCGCAACCACAAAAUCGACUAUCACUUCUUCUCCUGGAUCCUACACAGCUGCAAAACUGACGAGCAAAAAUGAAGAGUGCACUCCAGGGCAAAUUCGCCUGCAGCGCCUGGUAAAUCCCGGGCUACCCACUGUGGCCAUGGAGCCGGAAAAACAGGGUGGGGACAACUUUUUCCGCCGCGAGUUUUGGGAACACAAUGCCCCUAGCGUGCCGAUGCUUAAGUCACUGCGGUUUCAGGAGGAUAAAACAGAGACAAUUCCUAGGACUCUGACCUGCUUUCAAGAAGACAAAACCGAAACGUUGCCUCGUGUUCCCCAAGUUCUGGCCUGCUUUCAGGAAGACAAAACAGAAACGCUGCCACGAAUGCCCACUGCUAUGCCGGAGAUUUCUUUGCUUCACCGAUCGAAGGUUGCUGAAAUAUGCUCAUCUCCACCACAACUUCCCAAUAUGGAUGACGAAAGCGACUUGUGCGGAUUGUUUGGGAAGACACCGCCGAAAACAAAAACUUUUGGCUCUCCCAAGCGCAUCUGGAACCCGGAAGAUUCCGAUCCUUUUAAUUCGUUCAGUGGCGCAAAAGAUGCUAUCGGAUCCUUAACAAAGGCCAGCAGCAAACUUGGAGUUGCAAAAGUGGAAGACUCCUUUAUGAAUGAGCUUUCCUUUGUGCCCGAGACACAGCCAGGAACUUUUCCCAAGCCAAACUCAGAGUCCAUGCUGAAAAGCUUUAAAAUCUUUCUUGACAAUACCCAGCCCGAGAUUCCGGCUUUAAAAACUACAUCUUCAAAGGGUUGCAGUUUUGCACUGGAUUGCACACUGCCAGAAACCCAGCAGUCAGUUUAUGCGGAGCCAGCUGACAAGCAGGAAACAGUCGGGAAGUCCCAUAUGAUUGCUUCGUUUAUGAAGGAUUGCACUGAAAUAAGCAGCUGUCCGCCGCAGAUGCCUCCAAAGAUUGUCACAACAAAUCCCGAAAAUUGUUCGUCCACGCUCAAGUCCUUUACCAGUUCCAUAACAGGAUCUCUUAUAAAAUCCCCCCCGAAAGAGAAGUCGGAUGUCUCAAAGACCUCUGACCAAUUUUUUGAGCUUAACGCAGCCACUGAAAUGUUUGCCACUAACAUAAGUAUGAUCAAAAACUCGACAUUGCUCCCACCGCCGGUCCAAAAUCCUUCCGCAGAAGAGGCUGAAUCGGCGGAGCUAAGUAUCUACUACAAGACAACACCGGUGACGCCAAAGCAGUCGCACCGCUCCUGGUCGCAGUCUGACUUGGAGACUCCCCCGAGAGAGCAGUACGUGCACCCCAAGACCAAUGUCAACCAGACCGUAUUGAAUGAAACUCUGGCCGACCCCAAUCGAAAUCCUUUCAGUGUUGAGCUUAUUAGUUCGCUUUUAGAGUCAAUUGAUUUUUCCAUGUACAUUGAAAAACUGCCGCACUGCCACCUGGUGGGUCAUGUCAGGCGCUUGCAUCCUAACACCCUGCUGGAAGUUCACGACGAGAAGUUUGAGGUAUCUAAGAUGAUAGGCAAGGGGGCGUACGGUUCGGUUUAUGUAGGACGGCAUCUCAAGUCCGGCAAGAAGGUGGCCCUCAAGCAGGAAAGGCCAACCAACUACUGGGAGUUCUACAUAUGUUUGGAGAUUCACAGCCGUUUAACCAGUGAGCAAAUGAUUGCAGCCUACUCACACAUUGACUAUGCCCUUGUCGGCAACAAUUCAAGUGUAUACAUUUCGGAGUUUUCAGAGUACGGAUCCCUGAUCAAUGUGUGCAACAAGGUAAAGAGUGCCACCAACAGGAAUAUGGACGAAUAUGUGGUAAUGCAUUUGAGCUGCCAGAUGCUUGACAUUGUGGAUCACCUGCACGCCAUGGGCAUUAUUCACGCUGACAUCAAGCCAGACAACUUCCUUUUAAUGAGACCGUUGUGUGCGAAUCCCAAUGAAGUAAGCCUGCAACUUAUCGACUUCGGUGUGUCUAUUGACACUAAGCUCUUUCCGAACAACCAGACAUUUAAUUAUGUCCAUCAUGACGAUCUGUUCAAGUGCAUUGAGAUGCGGACCCAGCGCCCAUGGACUUAUCAACUUGAUUUGUUUGGCUUGGUCAGUGUCAUGCAUGUGCUGCUCUUCGGCCGGUACAUGGAGGUGGCGCCGCGAACUCCGAGCACCGUUUGGAUGCCAAAGGCAAAUAUCCCGCGCUACUUCCAGCGGCAAAUGUGGGAAAAUAUCUUUCGAACACUGCUGAACGUUCGUGACUGUCGCACAAUGCCCAAUUUGCAGCAACUGCGCACCCAGCUAAAAUGCGAGCUGGUCGAAAAGGAGAAAUAUGUUAGCGAGGCCAUAAGCAAAUUUAAUAUGAUUUUAAAGGAAUAGUCUGAUUUAAAUUUUUAAUUUUCAUGUUAAAGUUGGUAAUUUAAUCAAUUAAAUGUAAGCAAAGACCUUAAAAUAGUGUUUGCCUAUAGCGGUUAAAAUAUGUUACAAAAACAAAAA